AUGGACGCGCAAGAGCUGCGGCAGCUGUCCCGCAUCGAGAUACAGAAACUGGCCAAGGUCCACGGCCUCAAAGCCAACCUCAAGAGCGCGAGCAUCAUCGCACAGCUCGUCGCGCUGCUUCCCACAGGCGUGCCACGGCUGCCCCGCGCGCCGUCGCCCACCGCGUCCGAGACGGGGCAGAAGCCCGCCGAGCAGAAGCAGAAGCAGAGCCGCGCGGGGCGCACACCGGGCGUGGCCACCCGACGCAGCGCGCGGCUGCAGCCACGGCCGCCCGCCGACGAAGACCCAUCGCCGACAGAGACCCAUCCCCACCCCCGCGCGCGCAGAACAACGCCCCGCGCCAAGCCGCCGCCGCCGCCGUCGCCGCCGCGCGCCGAAACCCCACAGACGACGAUCAAGCAGGAGUCGCGCUCCGACACCGCCGCCUCGCGCGGGGUCCGAUGGGCGCCUUCGCCCGGCACGCGCGUCGCCGAAUGGCGCGAGCGGCUCUACGCCGGCGGCGGACCUGCGCCUUCGCCCGAGCCGAUCGCCGACCCGGACGCGGCGCCGCUGGACCCGACGACGGAGACGCGGAUCACGCGGGCGCAGGCGGAGUUUGUGGCGGGCGAGCUGGGAGAGAUGCGCGCGGCGGGGGCGGUCGCGCGGCGGGUGAGGGAGGUGCGGGGGGUGGUGGCGGGGAUCGCGGCGGCGGUGGGGGAGGUGCGGGCGGAGGGGGGCGCGGGGGCGCGUAUGAGGAUGGGGAUGCGCGGGGUGCUGGAGGGGGCGUUGGCGGCGCAGGCGCUGGCGAGGGAGCGCAGGGAGGGGCUGAGGGGGGCGCGUGGGGGGGCACGGGGAGGGCCACGAGGGCAGGCAGGCGCGCAGCGGGAGACACAGGCGCGCGCGCGGGGGGAGGGGUCGAAGCGUAAACGCCGCAUCGAGGAGGACGAAGACGAAGACGAAGACGAGGCGGCGCACCGCGCCUCCCGCUCGCGCUCACGCGCCGGGGAGCUGUGGGCCUCGUCGCCCUCCGGCAGCGUAGAGGUGUAG
This is a messenger RNA of Heterobasidion irregulare TC 32-1, 1026 nucleotides long. RefSeq lists its product as uncharacterized. Bases 1 to 1026 code for a protein of 341 amino acids. The transcript is spliced from 3 exons. Lineage: Eukaryota; Fungi; Basidiomycota; Agaricomycetes; Russulales; Bondarzewiaceae. The record is from RefSeq and is a predicted model, not a curated record.